Fundulus heteroclitus (mummichog) is the source of this 1319-nucleotide messenger RNA. Its product is annotated as extracellular calcium-sensing receptor-like. Gene Ontology annotation, biological process: G protein-coupled receptor signaling pathway. The coding region runs from base 1 to 1110 and encodes 369 amino acids. Lineage: Eukaryota; Metazoa; Chordata; Actinopteri; Cyprinodontiformes; Fundulidae. The record is from RefSeq and is a predicted model, not a curated record. Gene Ontology annotation, molecular function: G protein-coupled receptor activity. The transcript has 3 exons. Gene Ontology annotation, cellular component: membrane.
AUGUAUCUUUUGAUGUUAAUGGAGACCCUGUGGCUGCUUACGAGCUGUCAUGUAUGCAUUUAUUUCUAUUUUCUAUUUCAGGUACCAGUUUCAGUAUGCUCUGAGAGUUGUCCUCCGGGGACUCGUAAAGUGUUGCAGAAAGGAAAACCCAUCUGCUGCUAUGAUUGUAUGCCAUGUCCUGAAGGAGAGAUCAGUAAUAUGACAGAUUCUCUUGAUUGCAUCCCAUGCCCAAGAGAAUUCUGGCCUAACUCAAACAGAGAUGCUUGUUUCCCCAAACCUGUGGAGUUUCUUUCCUUCAAUGAAGUGCUGGGAAUUAUUCUCGAAGUAUUCUCUAUCAGUGGGGCCUGUCUUGCCAUCAUAACAGGAAUGGUUUUCUUUCAUCACAGGACAACUCCAAUUGUCAGAGCCAACAACUCUGAGCUGAGUUUCCUGCUGCUCUUCUCUCUGACUCUGUGUUUCUUAUGUUCUUUAACUUUCAUCGGAGCACCUACUAACUGGUCCUGCAUGCUGCGGCACACAGCUUUUGGCAUCACCUUUGUUCUAUGCAUCUCCUGUGUUCUUGGGAAAACUAUAGUGGUUUUAAUGGCAUUCAAAGCUACACUUCCAGGUAGUAAUGCCAUGAAAUGGUUUGGUCCCCUACAACAAAGAAUGACUGUAGUGUCUGUCACUUUUAUUCAAGUUAUAAUAUGUACUGUGUGGUUGGUUGUGAGUCCUCCUUUCUCAGUGCAAAAUCUAACCACAUACAAGGAGAAGAUCAUCCUGGAAUGUGCAUUAGGCUCUGCUGUUGGCUUCUGGGCUGUGCUCGGCUACAUCGGCCUACUGGCUGUUUUUUGCUUUGUGUUAGCUGUUCUAGCUCGGAAACUACCUGAUAAUUUUAACGAAGCCAAAAUGAUAACCUUCAGUAUGUUGAUAUUCUGUGCAGUCUGGGUCACAUUCAUCCCAGCAUAUGUCAGCUCUCCAGGAAAAUUUACUGUGGCAGUUGAGAUAUUUGCCAUUCUGGCCUCCAGCUUUGGACUGAUACUGUGCAUAUUUGCUCCAAAGUGUCUCAUUAUUUUGUUUCAACCAGAGAAGAACACUAAGAAAUUUUUAAUGGGCAAAAAUCAAACAUAAAGUAUUUAACCUUCUUUCUGCUCUUCUCCCUGAUCCUGUUUUUCUUAUGUUCAUUAACUUUCAUCGGCACACCUUCUGAGUGGUCCUGCAUGCUGCUGCACACAGCUUUUGGCAUCACCUUUGUUCUCUGCAUCUCCUGUCUUCUUGGGAACACUAUAGUGGUUUUAAUGGCCUUUAAAGCUACACUUCCUCGUAACAAUGUCACUAAA